Messenger RNA from Fonsecaea nubica, 1152 nucleotides. RefSeq lists its product as hypothetical. The transcript has a single exon. The coding region runs from base 1 to 1152 and encodes 383 amino acids. The record is from RefSeq and is a predicted model, not a curated record. Lineage: Eukaryota; Fungi; Ascomycota; Eurotiomycetes; Chaetothyriales; Herpotrichiellaceae.
AUGGCCCAAGUCCAAGGCCAGUGCGACCCGCGCUUCGCAAAGCUCAAGGCCCUGGUCGAGCAGCAGAUCGCCAGCGGGGAGGAACUCGGGGCCUCGCUGACCCUCAACAUCGGGGGCAAGACGGUCGUCGACAUCUGGGGCGGCUGGGCCGACGAGACGAAAACAAAACCCUGGCAGGCCGACACCAUCACCAAUGUGUGGUCGUCGACCAAGACGAUCGCGACGUUUGCGUGUCUCCUCGCGCACGAGCGCGGCCUGCUCAACGUCGACGACCCCGUCGCAAAGUACUGGCCGGAGUUUGCGGCCAAUGGCAAAGAAAAGAUCCUCGUCCGCCACCUCAUGUCGCACACGUCCGGCCUGUCCGGGUGGCAGGACAAGAUGACCGUCGAGGACGUCUGGGACGUCCCCAAGGCGACGGCGCGGUUGGCGGCGCAAGCACCCCUGUGGGAGCCCGGCACUGCCAGCGGGUACCACGCCACCACCAUGGGCCAUCUCCUCGGCGAGGUCAUCCGCCGCUCGACGGGCAAGCCCAUGAAGCAGUUCGUGGCCGAGGAGAUUGCGGCGCCGCUGGGCGCGGACCUGCAGAUCGGCGCGCUGGAGAAGGACUGGCCGCGCAUCGCACCCGUCAUCCCGCCGCCGCCCUUGGCCUUUGACUUCUCCAAGAUGGACCCCAACGGGCCCGCCGUCAAGACCUUUGCCAACCCGCCGACCGACGCCCUGGUUUCCUUGAGGCCCGAGUGGCGCGCCGCCGACAUGUCGGCCGUCAAUGGGCACACCAACGCGCGCGCCCUGAACCGCGUGCUCUCGGCGAUCCCCAAUGGCGGCGCCGUCGACGGCAUCAAGCUCCUCUCCCCGGAGACCAUCGAGCUGAUCUUCCGCGAGCAGUCCAACGGCACCGACCUGGUCAUCGGCUUGCCCCUCCGUUUCGGUAUCGGCUACGGCCUGGGUGGCGGCGCCACGGCCCAGACCCUCCCCUUCAUGCCGACAGAAAAAGCCUGCUUCUGGGGCGGCUGGGGCGGCAGCUUGGAGAUCAUGGACUGCCACCGCAACGUCACCUUCACCUAUGUCAUGAACAAGAUGGGGCCCGGCAUCAUGGCCAACGACAACUCCAAGCAGUAUGUCGAACUGGUGUGGAAGAUCCUGAACGAGUAA